This is a messenger RNA of Schistocerca americana (American grasshopper), 6285 nucleotides long. Its product is annotated as neurogenic locus notch homolog protein 1-like. NCBI's taxonomy places the organism in Eukaryota, Metazoa, Arthropoda, Insecta, Orthoptera, Acrididae. The coding region runs from base 1 to 6285 and encodes 2094 amino acids. Gene Ontology annotation, molecular function: calcium ion binding. Gene Ontology annotation, biological process: heterophilic cell-cell adhesion; establishment or maintenance of epithelial cell apical/basal polarity. Gene Ontology annotation, cellular component: protein-containing complex; plasma membrane. The record is from RefSeq and is a predicted model, not a curated record. The transcript is spliced from 3 exons.
AUGCGGCUCGAAUGCCCAGAGACAUUAAAGCUAAAUUUAUGUGAGAAUGGAGGAACAUGUCUUGCCAUUACAUCCAACGGACAGGAUAUGAUGUACUUCUGCAAAUGUGCUGAAGGAUUCACUGGAAUAGCUUGUGAGUAUUCAGACCAGCUUUUGAGCACUGUAAGUGAUUGCCCACCACAUAUGUCGAGAGAAUACUGCUUAAAUAAUGGAACAUGCAAUAAGGAUAUAAUUUCAGAUGUAUCAGGCUAUUAUUGUGUCUGCCCUUAUCCAUUUCACGGGGAGAGAUGUGAACUGAGGUUCCCCACAGAGUCACAUUGUCCAGAUUUCAUUCAAAAGCAGUUAUGUUCACAGCAUGCUACCUGUAUUGAAAUCACGUUGAACGACUUUGUUAUUUACUACUGUGAAUGUUUAGAAGGGUUCUACGGAUUAAGAUGUGAACAUACUUCUAUAACAACAGCAGAAAUUGGAGAAAUGGUUUGUCCACCUCCUCUGGACUCAAUUUUAUGCUUGAAUGGUGGAACAUGUAUUCAAAUAAUAACAAAACAACUUCACAAACUUCACUUUUGCGAGUGCGUAGUGGGUUUCUAUGGACUGUCUUGUGAAUAUCCAUACCCUCCUAUACGCAGACUUAAGUGCCCAUCAGUGAUAGCUGAUACUCGCUGUUUAAAUGGUGGUACAUGUUUCAUGAUGAUUAUAAGUGGUGUGCCAGCGUAUUACUGUGUUUGCCCUAGUCAAUAUCAUGGAGACAAGUGUGAAUCUAAAAGUGCUCGAAAGUUUGAUAUUCAGGAUUCCUCAGGUACUCAGUGCCCAAACAAUAUUGCAAAAUCUUACUGUCAGAAUGGUGGUACAUGUUACAUGGAAUUUAGCACUGUGGGUGAGCCAGUCUACUAUUGUGCCUGCUCUAGUCCUUAUUAUGGUGAAAGGUGUGAAGAGAAAGUUCACCGCCGUUCCCUACAUCUGCCUGCUGAGAUAAAUGGUACAUGCUCACCAUUAAAGGCAGCUAUAAAGUGUCAGAAUGGUGGUACAUGUGUUACAAAUGUGACCAGUGGUGAGACAAUUUCCUAUUGUGUUUGUCCUGCACCUUUCUAUGGAGAGGAGUGUGAAUUCAGCUCUCUAAUUUCAAAUUACCGCUCCAAGCGUUCUUCAAAACUCCCCUGUCCACCAGAAAAGAAUGAUUAUUGUCGGAGUGGUGGUACAUGUUACAUGACUGAGACACGGGAGGUCUUUUGUGACUGCCCACCCAAUCGCAUUGGAUAUCGGUGUGAAUUUAAUUUCGGGAUACGCAGUGGAAGACUACCUUGCCCGGAAGAUUUGGAUGUCAACUUCUGUCAAAAUGGUGGUACAUGCUAUAUGGAGAGUGGCAUUGGUUCUCCUAGAGUCCAUUGUAUUUGUACCCCACAUUACAGUGGAAAGAGAUGUGAACAAAAUGUUUAUUACCAUUCUUACAGUGGCCAGUGUUCUGCAGAAAAUGCUAAUAAGCUUUGUAAAAAUGGUGGCACAUGUUCAGCGUAUACUUUUACUGGUGAUACAAUAUAUUAUUGUCAUUGCCCUUACCCCUUUUAUGGCAAAACAUGUGAGCUGAAAUACACAGAACCAUUCAGUUGUCCAACAGAUCUCCAAGCAUCACUGUGUCUGAAUGGUGGUUUAUGUGUAGAAGCAAAAUCAAAUGAGCAUUAUAUUUACUGGUGUCAGUGCCCAGAAAAUUACUAUGGAGCUAGAUGUGAGCACAUUCAGCGAAGACAACUUUUUUGUCCACCACCUUUUAAUACUGUUUUGUGCAAGAAUGGUGGUUCUUGUGUCAAUGCCAUAGACAGUGAAGGACAACAAAUUUUUUUCUGCCAGUGUGCUAAAGCGUUUACAGGACCAUCUUGUGAAUAUUCUCUCCCUUAUGUGCCUACACUAACUGAUGUCUGCCCACCAGUUAUGAAAGCAACCUUCUGCCUGCAUGGUGGAAAAUGUCAAGUGAAUCGAUUCAUGGACAGUCUGACAUAUUUUUGUAGGUGCCCUUAUCCUUAUCAUGGUGAGAGAUGUGAGCAUAUGUUUUCUGCUGUAUCACCUUGUUCACAGAGUGUUGGUUCUUGUCUAUGCUGCAAUGGUGGUGAGUGUUCCAAAAUAACCUUGGAUAACUGUGGCAUUUACUACUGUGGUUGUGCAGAAGGCUACUAUGGAGCUAGAUGUGAACAUGCUCAUGAAACACAACAGGAAUGCCCACGCCCCUUUAGUACUGAAUUGUGCAAGAAUGCUGGCACAUGUGUAUCCAUCAUGACCAAUGGCAAGCAGAAUCUUUACUUCUGUAAAUGUGUAGAAGGAUUCUAUGGAAUGUCCUGUGAAUACCCCUAUCCAGCACUACAGUUAUCAUGCGUCCAAUGUCCUCCGUAUGUUACAAGAAGCCUUUGUUUAAAUGGUGGUAAAUGUUGUAUGGAUAUUGUUGUUGGAGAGCCAAUCUACUACUGUGUUUGUCCUGAGCCAUACUAUGGUGAGAUGUGUGACCUGAAACAUUCCCAAGAAUUAAGUUGUUCAUUGCCAUUCAGACUAUUUUUAUGCCUAAAUGGUGGUUCAUGUGUUCAAGGGAAAUCAAAUGGCUAUAACAUUCAGUGGUGUGAAUGCACAAGAGGAUACUAUGGAGCAAGAUGUGAACACGUUCAAAAUCAUACUGCAAGCAAUGUACUUAAAUGCCCCCCUGAUUUAGAGACAGAUUUAUGCAAAAAUGGUGGUACAUGUGUGGGUAUAGUAUCCCCUGCUGACCGCGACUUAUUCUUCUGUGAAUGUCCAGAAAGGUUCUAUGGGUUAUAUUGUGAAAACUUACAUACACCUGUACCUUCCGCAGUUGUGUGUCCACAUGAAGAAAUAGCACCAUAUUGCCUACAUGGAGGUACAUGCCUUUUUGAUGCCUUUCAGUUAUUGUACUACUGUACUUGUGCUUAUCCUUUUGCUGGUGAAAGAUGUGAAUACAUGCAUCCUGUGCAGUCAUCUUGCCCACAGUCCCUUGCUAAGCACUUGUGCCUUAAUGGUGGCACAUGUAUUCAUAUAAGACUGACCCAUUAUGGAAUUUACUUUUGUAAAUGCACAGAAGGGUUCUAUGGAAGUAAGUGUGAAUACAAUUCUGAAGAUGCAGGUGUCCAUACAUUUAAGUGUCCACAUCCAUUGGAUUCAGAAUUGUGUAAGAAUGGUGGAACAUGUUAUGGUGUAGCUCAGUCUAUUAAUCGUCAAGAACUCUAUUUUUGUAAGUGUCUAGAAAAUUUCUAUGGACUUUCAUGUGAACAUCAACAUGUUCAUGAGGCAAAUAAAGGAAAGGAAUGCCCACCAGAAAUCGAACGACAUUUCUGUGAAAAUGGUGGUACAUGUUAUGCAGUGAAUAUUGAAGGAAUUCAUGUUUACUAUUGUGAAUGUCUUGAUCCAUACUUUGGUGGAAGAUGUGAGCUCUUUAAUACAAAGCCGCAGUCUUGCCCGUGGAUAUUAGAUCAAUUUUUAUGUCUCAAUGGUGGUAUAUGUUCUUCCUUAUUACAAAAAACUCAUCAAUGUGACAUAUACUAUUGUGAGUGUAAGGAAGGAUAUGGCGGACAUAGAUGUGAAAAUAAGAUAUUCCCUGAGAUAGAGACAGAGUAUUGCAGUCAACCUGGUAGUGAUUGGUUCUGUCUUGGCAAUGGUAUAUGUUUUCAAGAAGUAAUUAAUGGACAAAACAUUUAUCACUGUGACUGUAAGACAGAUUUUGUUGGAGAGAGGUGUCAACUGGGCAUUAAAGGGAAAUCAAAACCAUGUUCAUAUGGAUAUAAUGAGGUAUUUUGCCUGCAUGGUGGCACAUGUUUUCAAACUUCAGUCGAUAAAGUAACAAUGUUUUACUGUGAAUGUCAAGAUGGUUUUAUUGGAGAACGUUGUGAAUACAAGCAGCCCAGAAUUAGAGAUUGUUGUCCAGUAUCCAUAGAUAGAAUAUUAUGUCUGAAUGGUGGGACAUGUUACAAAGAAAAUAUCCAGCAGCAGGAUUAUUACAUGUGUGCAUGUCAAGGGCACUACUUUGGACCCAGAUGUGAAUAUAAGCCAGUGAGUACAGAAACCUGUCAAUCAGAUUUAGCUGAAAACUUCUGCCUGAAUGGUGGCACAUGUUAUUCCUUUCUGUUUGAAUCAGUCACAGUCUAUUAUUGUCAAUGUACAGAUGGACACUAUGGAGGAAGGUGUGAACAUGCAGUAAAUAAUACUUUAGUAGAAGGACUCUGCUCAGCAGACAUAGCUGACUGGUUUUGUGCAAAUGGUGGAACAUGUUUUAAUAUUCUAGUGUUGAAUGAGCCAUUUUAUUAUUGUGAAUGCCCAAAUCAAUACACUGGGGCAAGAUGUGAGUCUAAAUUGUCUACUGAAGCUGUUACGUGCUCUGUAAACAUUAGUGAAGUAUUUUGUCGCUUGGGCAGUGAAUGCUAUGAUAUGGUGAUAGGGGGUACAAUGUUUCACUACUGUGAUUGUGCUGAAGGUUACAGAGGUAUGAGGUGCCAGUAUGAAAAAUACAAACAUAACUGUCCAACAAUUUUGGCAACAGAAUUUUGCUUAAAUGGUGCUACAUGUCAUGUGCUUUUUUUCAAAGGUCAUGUUGUUUAUUAUUGUGAAUGUACAACUGAAUACUAUGGACUAAGAUGUGAGACUAAAUUUCCAUACUCUGAAGGUAUAGCGUAUCCAUGUGAAGAGACAUUUGGUGCACAUUACUGUCUGAAUGGUGGAACAUGCUAUGAAAUAGAUCAUCCAGAUGAAAAAGUGACCUUUUGUGAGUGUCCAGAGGGCUACAAUGGGUUAAGGUGUGAAUUUUCUGAUUAUCAACCUGUAGAUAAGCCAGAGUGUCCACCUCCAUUACAUGACACCUUCUGCAAAAAUGGUGGCACUUGCUAUUUGGCACCAUUUAACACUACUGGCAGUCCCUACAUAUGUGAAUGUCCAGAAGGAUAUCAAGGUGCGCAGUGUGAAUUCCAUGCAGGUGAAGAAGUUACUGGUAAUUGUUAUCCUCCACACAAUGAAAGUUUCUGCCUUAAUGGUGGAACUUGUUAUCAAGAGGAACCAGGACCAGAUGCAGAUCGUGUGUGCUACUGUCCUGCAAACUAUUAUGGGCCAAGAUGUGAGUCCAGUGCUACACUUUUAGCAUUCCAGUGUCCACUAGCCAUUGCUUCUAAUUUCUGUUACAAUGGUGGAACAUGUUAUCAGGCAGAUCAUGGACCUGACACAAUUUAUUUUUGUCACUGUCCUGAGGACUACAGGGGCUUAAGAUGUGAAUAUGGACCUGAUACGAGUGUAAAUCAGACAAAAUUGUGCCCUCCUCCACUUAAUGAGGGCUAUUGUCAUAAUGGCGGAACAUGCUACCAGAUGGACAAUGGGACUAAUACAUUUUACUUUUGUGAAUGCGCUAGUGGGUUCACAGGCCCAAGAUGUGAACAUUGGUCGCGGAAUGUAGAACAGUGUGACUUUCCAUUAGAUACAACUUUUUGUUUUAAUGGAGGUACGUGCAAUCAAGUGAAAAUUCCAGAGUCUACAGUUUAUUACUGUGAAUGUACAACAGACUUUUAUGGACUUAGGUGUGAAAUUCGCAUGCCUUGUGCAGGGUCUGUAAUUAGACGAUGUGACAGGGAAAAAGAAAAGGAUUUCUGCCUUAAUAAUGGCUUGUGCUAUGAAUCAGAAUGUGGAGAUAACACAGUUCUUGCCUGUACCUGUCCAAAGGGCUAUACAGGAGUAAGGUGUGAAUUUCCACCUGCAAGAAGACUAGGGUGUCCGUAUCCUCUAGACAGCUAUUUCUGUCAGAAUGGAGGAAAUUGUGUCGCCCUACUGUUUCAGGGUCAUGCUUUGUUUGGUUGUCAUUGUCCACAAGGUUACAGUGGAGAGAAGUGUGAAUUGGAUAUGAGUUCUAAGCACGAAUUUUGUCCCAUUCAGUUUGGAGAAAUUUUUUGCCUCAAUGGUGGGAUAUGUUAUGAAACAUCACUUAUGAAUGAAGUGGUGUACUACUGUGAAUGUCCAGAUGGGUAUUGGGGUGAAAGAUGUGAAUUUAGUGGUACCCUCAAAUUCCCCUGUCCAAAGUCACUGGGCAAUAUAUUCUGUCUAAAUGGCGGUUUUCUAGGCAUACUUGGCAAUACAAUGGGGGCUCGAACAGUACUUGGAGUGCAUUGCCUGCAGAAGGAGCAGCUACACUAUGAACGUCAUAUUUGUGGGCAACCUGAGGUAGGAGGUGUCACAUUACUGUCAGCGUGGCUAUGUGGAGCAGAGUGGCGUAACAUCUCUGACUCUGUAUAUGAGGAUCGCUGCCCUACAAGGCGAUAG